This is a messenger RNA of Hypoxylon trugodes, 3360 nucleotides long. RefSeq lists its product as uncharacterized. Gene Ontology annotation, molecular function: RNA binding. The coding region runs from base 661 to 2727 and encodes 688 amino acids. Gene Ontology annotation, cellular component: nucleus. NCBI's taxonomy places the organism in Eukaryota, Fungi, Ascomycota, Sordariomycetes, Xylariales, Hypoxylaceae. The transcript has 7 exons. The record is from RefSeq and is a predicted model, not a curated record.
UCUUUUCGCAAUCCUCUAAAAACCUUUCCAACCUUUCCGACGUAAAAAAAAAUCUCCCACACCAACCCUCCCCAUUACCUUCAACAUCAACAGCUUACCGUAAAUUCUGCCGACAUCUUCGCGCAGCAGUAUCGGAUUUGUCGCGCUGCUAUUCUCCAUAUUCCUACCGAUAAUAUUCAGCUUACCAUAAUAAUCCAGCCUACCCGCCCCGGAUUUUUCUAAAACUCGACGCUGUACCGGGACUGGGUUCCCACGCCGUAGUAGAGGUGCAAGCAAAGCUGUGGUGGUGCCAUUUGCUGUCGCAUCAAUUCAAUCACUCGACUCCCUCCCUUGGCCAUUUUCUUCCAUCAAUCAAUCGUCCAUCCAACCUGGAUUGCUUUUGAAAAGGGCCUCUUGAAAAGCAUCGACUAUUUUUUACCUAGAUUUGCCCCUUGACGGAUGUAACUCGUUAGGUCGCGACAAGAAAAUACAAGUAAUCACCCGAGAGCAAACCCAUCACUGCGCAACAAGAGAGACCCUCCUAAUACUUGGGUGACUUAUCGCGACUCUAUCGUAUUAUCAUUCCACAGGUGCCGCGAGCCUGUUCUCGUUGUACAUUGUGUGCUUGCGCGCUAUUCUCUCCAACCAAGUAUACCCAAACAGGAGAAUACUAUAGCAAUCAUGUCAUCGCCCGUAGCUGAGCUUGAGGCGGGCUUGAAUGCCAUGCAAAAUCUAAAGCCACCUGGAGUUACCAGAUCCCGUAUUGAAGCGUUGACAAGCUUAUGCGUCAACAGUGUUCAGUCCGAAUCCGUACUUAUUCAGAAAAUCUAUACACACUUCAAGAAAACCCCUGCGACUCACAAGUUAGGAGUGCUCUACGUUGUAGACUCGGUAACUCGCAGCUGGGUUGACCAGGCCAAGCAUCAAGGUCAACCUAUCAAUAGUUCUGCAAAAGAUGGAACCUACGCUGCCGGCGUGCAUAGAGUAACGGAAUUGCUUCCAGUCCUUAUGAAUGACAUUAUUCAGAACGCUCCCGGAGAACAAAAGGAGAAAAUUAAGAAGCUCAUUGACAUCUGGGAGAAAGGCCAAACAUUCCCUCAGGCCAUGAUCGAGUCAUUCAAGCAGAAGCUCAAUUCUGCACCAGCAAAGAACGAGUCUACCACACCCAUUGGUAGCCCCCCGCCGGGCCCUGGUCUACCAGGUUUGCCCGAGAGUAAGCCGUCAGCCACCGAGGCUCCGAAUGCAAUCAUGGAGGCCUUGGCCAAUAUUGCCCGACAAAAUGUUACAGCCGCGCCCGUUAACAACGCCGUCCCGGCUCCAGCCAGCACGUACAGCGUGCCACCACCACAAACGAGCACGAUUCAUUCGCCGGCUCUUCCUCUAGGUCACAACCAGCAACCGAUUGCUCCUUACUCAGCACCCCAGCAACCUGUAAACUUACCGGGAAUGCCCUACGCAUUCCCCCAGCCAGGUCAAAUCCAGGCUUCAACCCCUGUGCCUCCAGUAACUUCUAGUAACCCAACUCCUGGCUUCCCUGGUGUAGCACCGAGUGCCCCCGCGGCGUCUGUGCCUGGCAUGGAUCCCAGCGUCCAGCAACAGGUUAUGUUGAUCAAGCUUCUUGCCGAUCAAGGCGUCCCGUUUGAUAAAAUCCCCGCAAUCAUAGCCAGUAUGCAGGGAAAUAAUGGUGCCACUCCCACACCUGGUGCUGCGUCAGCAGCUGUACCUCCCGUUAGUCAGUCCCCGUAUGCUGGUUCCUGGGGUCAGGGGGGCUAUCCUCCUGUCGAAUCACGUGAACAUGACUAUCAACAAGUGAGAUCGCCGAAUAGAUAUCGCAAUAGGUCAAGAUCCCGUUCGCCCCCACGCCACUGGGAUGCACGCGAUCCUCAUGGUCGCUCCGACCGUGAAUAUGGUACCUAUGGUCGUAACUCUCCAGGCUUAGGACGUAUGGAUGACCGUGACCGCCGUAUGAGAGGUAACGAAUUCCGCCAGCGCAGCCCUGGACGCCGUGGCCGUAGUCCCAGCCCGGCGCAAGGCUUCCCUCACCCAGGCCCCAAAUGGGUUGAUUACGAUAGGACCAUUCCUCAGGGUCAUAUCAAAGUUCUAAGCAGGACCUUAUUCGUUGGCGGUGUCACAUGCCCCGAGAGUGAAUUACGCGCUGCCUUCAACCGUCAUGGUCAAGUGCAGACCUGCAUUGUCAACAAAGAUAAGCGUCACGCAUUUGUUAAGAUGGUUACGCGCCGAGAUGCCGUCACUGCAAAGGAAGCCAUGGAGAAUAGCACAUUUAGGACACGUUGGGGUGUAGGCUUCGGACCUCGUGAUUGCAGCGAUUACCAAACCGGUAUAAGUGUAAUCCCUAUCAGCAAAUUGACGGAGGCGGAUCGAAAGUGGAUGUUGACCGCUGAAUACGGCGGUAGUGGUGGCCGUCCCAUUGAGACAGGUCUGGUCGUCGAAGAACCAGAUAUCGAGAUUGGUGCCGGUGUUUCGUCAAAGGCCAUCAGUCGACGAAUGCAAACCGAUAAAGGAGGUAGACAUGGUCCCAAGUCUAGCCGUGGCCCUGGGGAGGACGAUGGUGAUCUUACCAGAUGGCGGCGAAACCGAGAUCCUCGUCACGAAGAUCUCCAAGAGGACAUUAACGGUAUUAAUAACGGACCCGCCAUUCCGUCCUUUCCUUUCGGAAUCGGAACUGGACCUAAUGGAAUGCCGGUCUUUCCUCCUGGAUUUGCCUUCCCUCCGCCGGCCUCCGAGUAGCGGCGACGAGGCUGAUCAGAGGUUAGGCAAAAAUAUGAUGAUUGGUCUUGAACGAUGGCUCCCAGAAGCUAUCGAGUUUGGAAGAAGUCAACAGUUCCCUUUGUCAUGAAGGGAGUGUCAUGGAUUAUUGGAGAGCAAAGCGAGGUCGUUUCUCGUAUCAUAAUCUGCGAGUAUCUUACGAAUCACGUUGCAUGAGCUGGCGUUGGGGCAUUUUGCGUUAAGACUGAUGGGACCUAGGAUCUCCGCAUUUAGCAACCGCGGGAUUCUUCUGCUCUAUCAACAUGACAUUACGCAUAUAGGACCUAUUUACAUUAUAUGUGGACGGGCCUUUUUGCGUUAGAGUCUACACGUUGCGUUCUGUUUUCCUUUUUGUUUUCAGCUUCCCCCCCAAUUCUGGUAUUGAUCUGCAUCUAGUACAGAGCAGGGCAGAUUGGCAUCUGUCCACGCUGCAGGUUGCAGGUUGCAUAAUGUAUAGUACCCCCAAAAAUCAGAGAUGGCGUUGAGGAUAGGAAGACAAAAAAAAGCAAGGGGGCGGCUAUUUCGAUGAUAACUUCUUACUUGGGGAGGUUCGGCAGCAUGUAGCAUGUAGCUUUAGAUAACUAUCAAUUAGUUAUUAUAACCAGACUUGUGUUU